Sebastes umbrosus (honeycomb rockfish) is the source of this 5365-nucleotide messenger RNA. Its product is annotated as WD repeat-containing protein 7. The transcript has 31 exons. The record is from RefSeq and is a predicted model, not a curated record. Gene Ontology annotation, molecular function: protein binding. Gene Ontology annotation, cellular component: cytoplasm. Bases 177 to 4664 code for a protein of 1495 amino acids. NCBI's taxonomy places the organism in Eukaryota, Metazoa, Chordata, Actinopteri, Perciformes, Sebastidae.
UGUCAGGUGAUCAGCUCACUGGACAGAUCGGUUAGUCGGUGGCACAAGCGUCUAAAAAUAAGACGAAAAGGGGGAUUCUUUCUGUUUUUUAUUCACCACGGAGGGAAAUAAAUCGUCGAUACAUCUUCUAUUUUAAGGAAAUGUCCCAGUAGGACUUGUUGUGACACAUCAGCAUAAUGUCGGGGAACAACUUGGUUCUACCCAUAGUGCUCUGGGGCCGCACGGCUCCCACCCACUGCAUCAGCAGCCUGCUGGUGAUGGACGACUUCAGCACCAUCAUCACCGGCUGCCAUGACGGACAGAUCUGCCUCUGGGACAUGACACCUGAGCUGGAGAUUUGUCCCAGGGCAAUGUUGUUUGGUCACACAGCCUCCAUUACCUGUCUGUCUAAAGCCAGUGCGUGCAGUGACAAACAGUACAUUGUCAGCGCAUCAGAGAGCGGAGAGAUGUGUUUAUGGGAUGUGAACGAUGGACGCUGUAUUGAGUUCACCAAACUGGCCUGUGCUCACACUGGCAUACAGUUCUAUCAGUUCACCGUCGGCACUGAGAGGGAAGGGCGUCUGCUUUGUAACGGCCACUACCCAGAAAUCCUUGUGGUGGACGCCACCAGCCUUGAGGUGCUGUACUCGCUGGUGUCCAAGAUCUCUCCCGACUGGAUCAGCUCCAUGAGCAUCAUCCGAUCCCACCGAACACAAGAGGACACAGUGGUGGCAGUGUCAGUGACGGGGAUUUUGAAGGUCUGGAUCAUCACAGCUGAGGUCAGCAGGAUGCAGGACCUGGACCCUGUGUUUGAAGAAGAGUCCAAACCCAUCUACUGUCAGGGCUGUCAGAGUAUUUCCUUCUGUACCUUCACUCAGAGCAGCCUGCUGGUUGUCUGCUCCAAGUACUGGAGGGUAUUUGAUGCAGGCGACUACUCGUUGCUCUGCUCAGUGUCCAGUGACAGCGACCAGGCCUGGACCGGAGGAGAGUUCAUUGCCACCGACAAAGUCAUCAUCUGGACCGAAGACGGCUGCAGUUACAUCUACAAGCUGCCCGCCAGCUGUCUGCCCGCUAGUGAACAUUUCCGCAGUGAUGUCGGGAAAACCAAAGAAGGCUCGAUCCCUCCGCUGGUCUACAGCAUUGCCGACCGCUCGGACAAACAGCUCCUGAUCUGUCCUCCUGUGACUCGGUUCUUCUUCGGCCGACGGGAGCCCUUCCACAAGCUGCUGAUCCAGGGAGACUCGGCGGGCAGACUGUCCCUGUGGAGCAUCCCAGACACCUCGCCUCUCCAGCCGCUGUCGACCGCUGCAGAGCUGCAGGUGUCGUCCACCAUCAGUCUCCAGGAGGCGUUUGAUAAGUUGACCCCCGUGUCUGCAGGGAUCAUCGACCAGCUCAGCGCUCUACCUGGAAAAGAGGGACCCAUCAAGGUGACGGCCAGCGUGUACAUCCCCUCUCAGGGUCGCCUGGUGUGUGGGAGAGAAGACGGUAGCAUCAUCCUGGUUCCUGCCACUCAGACCGCCAUCGUCCAGCUGCUGCAGGGGGAGCACAUGCUCAGGAGAGGCUGGCCGCCGCAUCGUACCCUGCGAGGUCACCGGAACAAGGUGACGUGCGUCCUGUACCCGUAUCAGAUCUCCCCACGCUACGACCAGCGCUGGAUGGUGUCCGGUGGAGUGGACUUCUCCGUCAUCGUCUGGGACAUUUUCACCGGAGAGAUGAAGCACAUUUUCUGCGUCCAUGGAGGAGAGAUCACCCAGCUCAUUGUCCCGCCUGAAAACUGCAGCACUCGGGUGCAGCACUGCGUCUGCUCGGUGGCCAGCGACCACUCCGUCGGCCUGCUCAGCCUCAGGGAGAGGAAGUGCAUCAUGCUGGCGUCGCGACACCUCUUCCCCAUCCAGGUCAUCAAGUGGCGCCCGGCAGACGACUACCUGGUGGUGGGAUGCUCCGACGGCUCCGUCUACGUCUGGCAGAUGGAUACAGGAGCCUUGGACCGCUGUGUGAUGGGCAUAACGGCGGUAGAGAUCCUGAACGCCUGCGACGAGCUGGCUCCGGCCACCGUGGACGCUCUGAGCCACUCAGCCGUGAACCUGAAGCAGGCGAUGACUCGCCGCAGCCUGGCGGCGCUGAAGAACAUGGCCCAGCACAAGCUGCAGACGCUCGCCACCAACCUGCUGGCUGCAGACAACGCCGACAAGGGCAACCUGCCGAAAUACUCCCACAAUGCCCUGGUGGUCCAGGCGAUGAAGACCAACCUGACGGACCCUGACAUGCACGUGCUCUUCUUCGACGUGGAGGCGGUGAUCAUUCAGCUGCUGACGGAGGAAGCUCAGAGACCGAACCCCAUGCUGGUGUCUCCAGAGACGCUGCAGAAGAGCCAGGCCGGGGCCGACAAGGGGGGGUCCUUCCUGGCCAACAAGAUCUUCAAACAGGUGAAGGAGACGAUGAAGGAGACCAUCAAGGAGCACCUGUUGGACGAAGACGAGGAAGAGGAGGAGGAGAUGAGGAGGCGGGAGGAGAAGUCCAAGUCUCUGAGUCUGCUGGAGUACAACCUGACGAUGGACACGGCCAAACUGUUCAUGUCCUGCCUGCACGCCUGGGGUCUCAACGAACAUCUGGACGGCAUCUGUCUGGAGCGACUGGGCAUGCUCAGACCGCACUGCCCCAUCUCCUUCGGCCUGAUCUCCAGAGGAGGUCACAUGUCCCUCAUGCUGCCCACCUUCAAGGAGUCCUUGCUGCGGCAGUUGUCCCUGGCGACGGGUCUUAAGCUGACUUUGACGGACAUCGUGGGGAAGGGGACGUACGGCGUGUCAAGGGCCGUCACCACGCAGCACCUGCUGUCUGUAAUUUCACUGGCCAACACUCUGAUGGGCAUGACCAACGCCACCUUCGUCGGAGAGCACAUGAAGAAAGCACCAGUCAGGCCUCCCAGACCAGGAGGAACCCCGGAGACUCCUCGCAGGACGCUGGCCGCCCCCCCUCAGCCCUCCAACCCAGCGCUACAGGCCCAGAUCAAACAAGCUGCUGUAGCUGCCACAGCCAACACCAGCACUGUUACUACCACUGCUGGGGUUCUAGGGGCCCCUGGGGGCCUUCUUCAGAGGGCCCCUGGCUCCCAGAGCCCCGGCCCUGCUUAUAACAUCCCCUCAGUCAACGAAGGUUGGAGCCAGCUGGCAGCCAUGCACUGUGUGAUGCUCCCUGACCUCCUUGGCCUGGACAAGUUCAGACCUCCUCUGCUGGAGAUGUUGGCGAGGAGAUGGCAGGACCGCUGCCUGGAGGUGCGAGAAGCAGCACAAGCUCUCCUGUUGGCUGAGUUGAGGAGGAUUGGCCAAUCGGGACGUAAGGACACCAUCGACCUGUGGGCUCCCUACCUGCCUCAGUAUGUGGACACUGUCAGCUCCCCUGGGUCAACCACUGAGCCCUCCCCUCCAGCUCCGCCUCCUCCCGAGGUUCAGCCAAUAGAAGCAAAGGUUCCUGAGGAGGAAAUGGACGUUACGGAUGAUGACAUCACAGCAGGCUGUCUGUCCAACCUUCCACCAAACGCCAAGAAGAUCUCCAACUCAUACGAGGAGCGCCGCAAGCAAGCCACCGCCAUCGUGCUGCUGGGGGUCAUCGGGGCUGAGUUUGGCGCUGAGAUCGAACCUCCGAAGGGUUUAGCGCGGGCCCGAACCGGCGGACAGGCGCCUGAGGGCUUCGGACUGACGAGCGGAGGGUCAUCCAACUACUCACUGGCCAGACACACAUGUAAGGCGCUGACCUUCCUGCUGCUGCAGCCACCCAGCCCCAAGCUGCCUCCCCACAGCACCAUCCGCCGCACCGCCAUCGAUCUGAUUGGCCGAGGCUUCACCGUGUGGGAGCCCUACAUGGACGUGUCAGCGGUGCUCAUGGGGCUGCUGGAGCUCUGCGCUGACGCCGAGAAGCAGCUGGCCAAUGUUACCAUGGGUUUGCCCCUCAACCCGCCGGCAGAUUCGGCUCGCUCAGCCCGCCAUGCCCUCUCUCUUAUCGCUACUGCUCGGCCACCAGCCUUCAUCACCACCAUUGCAAGAGAGGUUCAUCGGUACAACGCAGCUCAGGCGAACUCCCAGUCGCAGCAGAACGUUCACACCACCACUCUGGCCAGAGCCAAGACUGAGAUACUGCGAGUGAUUGACAUCCUGGUAGAGAAGAUGCCUGGAGACGUCGUGGAUCUGCUGGUCGAGGUGAUGGAUAUCAUCAUGUACUGUAUUGAAGGGUCUCUGGUGAAGAAGAAAGGACUACAGGAGUGUUUCCCUGCUAUUUGCAAGUUCUACAUGGUUGGUUACUGUGACCGUAGUCACCGCAUCGCUGUUGGAGCUCGCCAGGGUUCAGUGGCCCUCUACGAUGUUCGCACUGGAAAAUGCCAGAACAUCCACGGUCACAAGGGUCCGAUCACAGCAGUGUCGUUCGCCCCUGAUGGCCGUUACUUGGCAACGUACUCCAACGCCGACAGCCACAUCUCCUUCUGGCAGAUGAACACCAGUCUGCUGGGCAGCAUCGGGAUGUUGAACUCUGCCCCUCAGCUCCGCUGCAUUAAGACCUACCAGGUUCCUCCUGUGCAGCCGGCGUCCCCGGGCUCCCAGAAUCACCUGAAGCUCGCCCGCCUCAUCUGGACCUCCAACCGCAACGUCAUCCUCAUGGCCCACGACGGCAAGGAGCACCGCUUCAUGGUCUAAACCCAGAUCUCUGGUGUCUCCAGGCUGAGAACCUCGUUGUUGUAUCUGUUUGUAGCUCCGAGUCUGAAAUGCUGCAGCAUGGAUUCACUCAGUGGUCACUUUAAUUUUAGCUUCAACCAGUAACCUGAGCUGCUGAGUCCAACAAUUGAUAGAGUCUUAAAAAUAAGCAAGGCUGAUAGAAAAGGCUCAGGUGGUUUCAUCCAAACGUUUGUCUUUAAAAAAGACAUUUCACGUGGAAAAUCUGAAGGUAUCGAACUGGCCAGAAAAGUAAAAACCCAGGUCAGGUCCAGGCUCGGAUCAUUGUGGGGAAACUCGCUCUGUAAUUUAUUUAAAAGCUGUGAUAGAAAGCUUGUUUACAUUAUGAUUUGCAUUGAUGUUUUUUUUUUAGGUUAAUACCUUCUCGUCAUUCCUAUUUAUUUCCCUUUUUUGCCAGAUGGCACAUAUCUCCUCUGUCGCCAUUUUGGGUCCCAACUGUUGCUUUUUAUUUGAAGUCAGCCUUUGAUUCGCUGCCAUUUGGCUUCCCACCUAAUUUUAUUUCAGUGCUAAAUAAGAUCAUCUUAUUAUUAAAUGUACGGAAUAUUUACUUUUUAGAAAGACUGAUUGGAACAUGGAUUCAACAUAGGGACUCAAAAUAAAUCAAUCUUUGCUCCAUUUUCUGUUCUUUAUAUUAAAGUUUGUUAAGGAGUCAAAAACUGAAACAA